UUUUUUUAUAACCACGGCAUGGUUUAAUAUUUGAAUUAUGUUUUUCACGUAAUAUAAGUAAAAAAUGAAUUGGUAUAGUUAUUCGGAUGACUGAUUCGGUCAUUGAAUAGGCAUUUGGUUCAUAAGUCCAACUAUUUGUACGAGGUGACAGCUAUGACUACCGAAGCAAGGAAAGUAAGGAGAAGAGUCUUGACUAACAAUACCGUAUAGAAACAGAUGUUGCUAGCAGCUGCCAGAUUCAAGGAGUGUGGUACAAUCCCGGAAACAAUGCUAAAAGGUCUAGUAUGGAACAAGUACAACACAACAAUCGGGAUUCUUGUUAUUCUUCUGCUUUGUUUGCAAGGACUUACUGUGCUACUUGUUCCUGUUUUGAAUACACCACAUGAGACUGGCUACAAAAGCAAGGCAAUGGAGGAGAAUUCUGUGAUAUUACAGCGUUCAAAGAAGAAACUGCUAGAAGAUUUGCUUAUGUACAAGACUAAAAUUCAGAAUGCACAUACGAUGGAUUCAAGUGGAACUUACAUGUUGUUACCUAACCUCAUUGUUCCAGCAGGUGAUAAGGCGAGCGCAAGUAAUUUAACUAUAUGUACUCAGACCACUGCUAAUCAUCUUCACAAUCUUCAAGAUCUUACAUCUGUGUGGACCGGGCCUGUUUCAGUGACCGUCUUUACACAUGGUUUCAAAGCCGCACAUGACUUGUAUACCAUUGUGUACUACCAUUCAUGCUUUACCAAUAUUGCAAGGAUGGUGACAUUUCAUAUAGUUUAUCCGAUAUCAAAUCCACCACAGAAUCUGUCUUCCUUGCUGCAUGUAGAGUUACGCUGUGAUAAUCAUAUAAAACACUCUGCAUAUGAAGAGAAUCUCAACUAUGCUAGCAACAUUCCAUAUCCACAUAAUGUUUUAAGAAACAUAGCAAUAACCAAUUCUGUAUCAGCGUAUGUGUUGGUAAUAGAUAUUGAUCUCAUUCCUUCCCUGGACUUGUAUUCUCAGUUCCAACAGUUUGUUAAAAGAAGGACACGAUCAAAGAGCGGCAGCCAAGAACGAAUUGUGUAUGUAUUACCAUCCUUUGAAACAAACUCAGACAAUGUAAAUUUCACCAAAAAAUCUCUUUUAAGUCGGUGGAGCUCUGGUUCAGUGCGACCAUUUUAUGCUACAGCUUGUGAAAAAUGUCAACUUCAAACAGACUAUGAACUUUGGAGGCAGGUACCUGCCGUGAGUUUCCUGGAUAUAGCAUAUCAGGUAGAGUGGGAUGGUAUAUGGGAACCAUUCUAUAUUGCCCUUAAGGAAGGAUUACUGCCAUACGAUGGACGCUUCAAGCAGUAUGGUUUCAACAGGAUUAGCCAGGUAUGCGAGAUGCAUCUUGCUGGCUUCCAGUUUGCUGUCUUCAACAACGCGUUCGUUGUCCAUCAGGGUUUUAAAGAGAAGUCGGGAUUUCACAGCGCUAAGGACGAGGAAAACAGAAGAAACAAAGAACUAUAUAAUUUACUUAAACAUGAGUUGAAAGAUCGAUACCCAGAAUCAAACAGACACUGUUAAUGUGUAAACGAUAGAACAGCACACUACAAUAAAUAUCAAUUAUAACAUCUCUUUGCAUAGAAACAUGGGUGAAAGUUUUCCGUAUUAAUACGGAAUUCCGUAUUUUCGGUCUUCUCGGGGGUCAUUUUUCUAAAUCGUGUAAAUCCGAUGAGUUUUUCGGGGGGUGGGGUACCCCAAACCCCAUCAUCAACAUCGCGAUCUACUAAAAAUCGAAGACAAAAACUAAGUUAAAGGGCUUGAUUCACAAAUGGGCGAAAAUGGCCCCGUCUUUGUGAUGUUUAACUGUUUCUUGUUUUGAAAGAACAACCAAAAGCAUUUACAAAAUGAAAUUGUGUUGUGCUAUUUGAUCAUUAUUUUGGUUGCUAUGGCAACAAUUCAUUCAAUGGGUAUUUUUUCAAUAAUCUUGUAUAAUUCACAAAAUAUUAAACACUGAUGGCGAUUUUGUGGAUUCUUUUAGCGUUACUAGAACACAAAUGAACCUGUUAAUUAUAAGGACAUUUUGUAUGUUAUUCAAAUGAAGAAUAAAAAUGUAACCAUGGAAACGC
Messenger RNA from Mya arenaria, 2081 nucleotides. RefSeq names its product beta-1,4-glucuronyltransferase 1-like. Lineage: Eukaryota; Metazoa; Mollusca; Bivalvia; Myida; Myidae. The record is from RefSeq and is a predicted model, not a curated record. Gene Ontology annotation, molecular function: glucuronosyltransferase activity. Bases 217 to 1536 code for a protein of 439 amino acids. The transcript is spliced from 4 exons.